Ramularia collo-cygni is the source of this 1776-nucleotide messenger RNA. Its product is annotated as related to monooxigenase. NCBI's taxonomy places the organism in Eukaryota, Fungi, Ascomycota, Dothideomycetes, Mycosphaerellales, Mycosphaerellaceae. The record is from RefSeq and is a predicted model, not a curated record. The transcript is spliced from 5 exons. Bases 1 to 1776 code for a protein of 591 amino acids.
AUGGACACCAACAACUUGGUUCACAGCAAUGAUGAAAGCGCGGGUAGCAUUCACGACUCACCCGCUGAGAAUCUUCGGCCCAUGAGUGUCAUCGCCAUUGGAGCUGGUUUCUCUGGAAUCUACUGCGGCGUCAGGAUCCCGGAGCGAUUACGCAAUGUCAAAUUAACCAUAUAUGAGAAGAACGCCGGGGUCGGCGGAACGUGGUACGAAAAUGAAUACCCAGGUUGUGCUUGCGAUAUCCCAGCGCACUCAUAUCAAUAUACCUUUUCACCAAACCCAAAUUGGAGCUCCUUCUAUGCCCCGGCGCAAGAGAUUCGAGAAUACCUUGAGAGUGUGGUCAGAGAGUACUCUGUAGACCGGUUCAUCAAAUGCUUGCACAAAGUGGUGGACGCCCGGUGGGAUGACAGCWAGUCCAAAUGGCAAGUCACAAUCGAAAAGGUCGAGACGGGUGAAACGUUUGUGGAUGAGGCCGACGUUGUAAUCAGUGCCCGAGGAACUCUGAAUGAUAUUUCCUGGCCAAAAGUGCAAGGCUUUUCGGAUUUGAAGAUUCCUGUGAUGCACUCCGCUGCUUGGGACAAGGGCUACGACUUCCGGAACAAGCGUAUCGGCGUGAUUGGCGGUGGCAGUAGCGCAAUUCAAAUCAUUCCUCAGUUGCAAAAGCUACCUGGGACACAUCUAAGUUGCUUCGUUAGAAGCAAAACUUGGAUUUCRCCCCAGUUUGGGGAUGUGUCCAUGCAGAAUCUUGGAAUGAAAGACAGCAAGUUCACCCCUGAGCAAAAGGCACGUUUCGCAAACGACCCAGACUACUAUCUGAAGUUUCGAACCAUCAUUGAGAGGGACGCCAACUCUGUACACGACCUAACUCUCAAAGAUUCGCCAACCCAGCGCGGUGCACGACAGCACUUUACGUCUUUGAUGCAAGAAAGGCUUUCUAAGAAACCUCAUAUCCUCGAAGCAAUUCUGCCAUCUUUUAGUGUGGGCUGCCGAAGGCUCACUCCAGGACCUGGAUAUCUUGAAGCACUCGUGGAAGACAACGUAGAUUUCAUCAAUACACCCAUCUCAAAAGCAACCGAAACCGGUCUUGUGCUUGAGAACGGCGACGUCAAAAAUCUGGAUGUGCUCGUCUGUGCGACUGGCUUCCAGGCUUCAGCUCCCCCGCCGUUCCCAGUGACCGGAAAAGACGGCCUCACAAUGAAACGCAAAUUCGAACCAUAUGCCGAGACUUACAUGUCGUUGGCCACGGACGGUUUUCCUAACUACUUUAUGAUGCUGGGCCCAAAUGCCGCAAUCGGGACCGGUACCUUGACAACCAUGAUGGAAAUGACUGGCGACUACAUCAUCAAAUGCAUUCGCAAGCUACAAAAAGAAAACAUUGCGCAAAUGGAAGUGCAAGAGCGAAGAGUAAAGGACUUUUCAAAGAUCAUCGACCAUUACUUCAAGAAUACUGUAUACCUUGACAAUUGCAGUAGCUGGUAUAAAAGUAAUGGAGGCAAAGGCGAUCGCAUAUCUGGUCUCUGGCCUGGAAGUGCUCUACACGCUAUGGAGUGCCUUCGAUCGCCGCGGUGGGAAGACUUCAGUUAUGUGUAUCAUGGAGAGGAGGAUGAUGGAGGAGAGUGUAAUAGGUUAGGAUGGCUUGGGAAUGGUUGGUCCAUCAUCCAGGUCGAUCCCGACGAGGGCGAGUUGAGCCAUUUCCUGCAACCAGGUAUUAUUGACAUUCCGGCCAAGCCGUUUCCUGAGGAAACGCAAUGCUAUAGACAACGGCCGUUUUCAUAUUGA